GCUGCAGCAAUGGUUUGUCUGUUUGUCAUUCACUGAGAAAAUGGUUAAUGAUUGCCUAGUUACCAAGACGACAAGGGAACACGAGCUAAAAUGAAAGAGUAAUAUAAUAGGGAACAUAGGAGUUUUGUAAUAUUUCCCAGCCCUAGAUUGGAUGAUCCACAAUAGGUGUGUCUGUUCCUCCCUAUUUCAAGUUCAGCUCAGUUUCAUGUUACACAGACAACAUUAUGUACAGCAAGAGAUUAAAUCCUGUUUUAUUUUAAUUUAUUGAUAGCACAAAGAUGAAAAGGAGCUACUGCAUGUUUCUUACUUUUUCACUGCUGAUCAACACAAAUAAUGUGUCAGGCGGUGAGACUGAAGUGAUGUCAGUGACAGAGGGAGAGACUGUGACGCUACCCACAGAAGUUGAAAAUCAGAAAGAUCGACUGAUCGUAUGGUACUUUGGACCAGACAAAAUUCUACUUGCUCAAAUCAAUGGAAAGGCUGGCAGCACCUGGACAAAGGACAGAGACGUGAAGCUGGAUAAUCACACUGGAUCUCUCACCAUUCCAAAUGUUACAGCAAACCAUUCUGGACUUUAUAAUCUUAAGAUUACCACCAGCAACAGGCCUUUAUACAAAAAGUUCAUUGUUAAGGUCUAUGCUCAACUUUUCAAUCCAGAAAUCACCUGUGAGAUUUCAAAAAAAAAUUCUGAAGGUUCAUCAGUUUCUCGCUGUAAUCUCCUAUGUUCAGUGGUACAUGUGAGAGAUGUAAGUCUCUCCUGGUACAAAGAAAACAGUUUAAUCUCCAGCAUCAGUGUGUCUGAUCUCAGCAACAGUCUCUCUCUGGAGGUGGACUAUGAGGAUAAAAACGCCUACAGCUGCGUGAUUAACAACACCAUCAGCAACAAGACUAAACAGUUUAACACUGAUGAACACUGUCCGAUAUGUAAAGUUUCUUGCUUUAGAUGGAUAUAUCUUUUAAUGCUGCCUUUUGUAGCAUUUAUUUGCAUAAUUUCCUCUGUUGUGAUAUGCUUCUGUAAAAACAAAGCCGGAUUUCAAAAAGUAAACCUGGAAGCUGGGCAUGCAGAAAAAAAAUCUGCUCUGACCACCACGGAUCAAGUUUGAAAAGGAUUUAAGUUUUAAGAAAUAAAGAUUUAAGUUUUUAUUUCUC
Danio rerio (zebrafish) is the source of this 1149-nucleotide messenger RNA. The record is from RefSeq and is a predicted model, not a curated record. NCBI's taxonomy places the organism in Eukaryota, Metazoa, Chordata, Actinopteri, Cypriniformes, Danionidae.